CAGGCUUGCAUUGCCGUAGCAUGCAUGUGCUAGCGAACUCUGCUGGCACAGGCACAUGUACAUGGCGCCGUAUUAUGAAGAUACUUGUUGUUGCUAGUUUGUUUAUCUGUGCUCUCGUCGCUGCCUACAUCGUUCUGAGGCCGUCAACUCAUCGAACUUCGUUCUCGAGCUCAUCGCCAGCUGUCCGAAUGUCAACGAUUUCAGACGGCAAUGCAAACAGCAAGAAGGCUCGUCAAGAUUACACGUCAUGGUUACGCUUCCACGAACAAACCGGAAAUACAUCUCAGUCUCUGACACUAAACGGUGACCUCAGACGGCGACCUCCAGAUUUCAUUGUUAUUGGAGCGCGAAAAUGCGGCACGCGAGCGUUGCUAGUCAUGCUGAACAUUCAUCCUCGAGUCGUUGCGGGUGGGCCAGAGGUCCAUUAUUUCGACAGAGACAACAAUUACCAACGUGGGCUGAGGUGGUAUGUCAAUCAUAUGAAACUCUCUAGCGUCGGUCAACUGACUGGAGAGAAGAGUCCGUCAUAUUUUAUUACUCAUGGCGUGCCACAGAGAAUAAAGAAUUACAGUCGCACCGUGGGAAAGGACGUGAAGCUGUUGCUUAUAGUGAGAGAUCCAGUGGAUAGAGUAGUGUCUGAUUACACGCAGGGAUUGACUAAACGGAAGCUGUCGAUUUCAAAAACGAGGCAAAUUCAAGAAGAUUUUAGAGGGCACGCACUUUUACGCUCUGGUGAGGUCAACGAGGAUUGGUCAGCUGUUAGGAUUGGACGUUAUUCUGACCAUCUAGCUCGAUGGUAUCAAACAUUCAGGAAGGAGCAAAUCCAUAUUGUUAAUGGAGAUACUCUGAUUGCGAAUCCUGUUAAAGAGAUGAAGAAGGUAUCCUCUUUUCUUGGAUUGGGUAAUGAUUUUGACUGGAAUGAUUAUCUGUAUUUCAACAAGACUAGAGGAUUUUACUGCUUGAAUCAAAACGGUAGGCCACCUUCUUGCUUGGGUAACUCGAAGGGUCGUCCGCAUCCACAAGUCAAGCAAUACAUUUUGGAGAAGCUGCGAAACUACUAUCGACCAUAUAAUAGACAAUUCAAGACAAUGACCAAGUUGAAAGUUGACUGGCCUGUGUGAUGUUGUUUCUAGUUGAGUUGAGUGGAUGCUAGCGAGUGAUGCUUUAGCUGAGGAUAGCAUGCAUGAGCACUUCAAAAAUUACUUCACAAAUGUGUAUGUAAGGUUGAUAUAGUAGCAUAUUUUAUUUUUUCUCUAAACGCACAGAGACACUACCACACAGUUAAACUGUAUGAUGGAUGCUUUAGAAUUGUUGAGUUUUGUAAGUGUAUCCCUAAGAUGGAUUUUUCAGAGCAAUUCUUUAAUUAAUAUAUGGUCAUCUUCUAGGAG
Messenger RNA from Corticium candelabrum, 1388 nucleotides. Its product is annotated as heparan sulfate glucosamine 3-O-sulfotransferase 1-like. Gene Ontology annotation, molecular function: sulfotransferase activity. The record is from RefSeq and is a predicted model, not a curated record. The transcript has 2 exons. The coding region runs from base 21 to 1121 and encodes 366 amino acids. Lineage: Eukaryota; Metazoa; Porifera; Homoscleromorpha; Homosclerophorida; Plakinidae.